Clarias gariepinus (North African catfish) is the source of this 2901-nucleotide messenger RNA. RefSeq names its product solute carrier family 25 member 55a (gene slc25a55a). The transcript is spliced from 8 exons. The record is from RefSeq and is a predicted model, not a curated record. Gene Ontology annotation, molecular function: L-aspartate transmembrane transporter activity; L-glutamate transmembrane transporter activity. Gene Ontology annotation, biological process: aspartate transmembrane transport; malate-aspartate shuttle; L-glutamate transmembrane transport. Lineage: Eukaryota; Metazoa; Chordata; Actinopteri; Siluriformes; Clariidae. Bases 897 to 1757 code for a protein of 286 amino acids.
UGGUCUUGUUGGUGUCACCUGUGUGUUCCCUAUUGACCUGGCUAAGACUCGACUCCAGAAUCAGAGACAAGGUCAUCAGGUCUACAAGAACAUGAUGGAUUGUCUAGUCAAAACAGUGCGAUCAGAGGGGUACUUUGGCGUGUACAGAGGUAAGAUUCAUUCUAUAUUUAGUAUUUAUGCUAACAGCAAAUUAUUAAGGAAUAUGUGCUCUAGUAGUAUGUGGCUUUUCAGGGUCUCACAAAAGUAUCCAAACAUGGGGGUGGGACGACACUUUUUUUUUUUUCUUUUCUUUUUUUUUUUAAAGCAAAAAAGGUUUUUAUUUAUAAUCUACGUGGUUGUCAUUUCUUGGUAAACACGCGUUGAGUCAUCUAUCCCACUGAUGAUAGACUGGUGUUGACAUGUCUGGUGUUUAUAAUUACAUAUUAUUUUAAGUGUUUUACUUCCCCUGAGUGAGGGUACUUUUGUGACAAACUGUACUUUAACAUUUAAGCUGUGGUUAAAUCCACUUGCAUGUGAGUCAUGAAGGCAGAAAUCCUUACUUGGUUUUAUGCUGCUCUACAGCUAACUUUUACAGCAGUUGGUAAGAUGGAUUGAUGUAGAAAGUGUACAUACAUGUAUCUAUGCAGAUGUACAGACCAUAAUUGUGCAGUGACUACCAAGUUUUUCUUUCACUUACCAUUAAAUUUCAUACAUUUGAUUACUAUAUCUACAAGAUAUGCACUUUAUUAGAAAUUCUUUAUAAAUUUAAUUUUAUUUAUUUAUUUAUUUAUUUUUUACACAGUAGUUCUGGAAUAAACUGAACUUGAGGUAGCAAAACUUUGAGCAUAACAGCCCAUGUUUUUAUUGGGUUGCCACUUGAUGUGAGGAAUGCUGUUUGUUUGCAUCUGUGUUUUUUCAUGUUACAGACAUGGGUCCCCCCUGGGAUAGUGAAGGCUAGCCGAUUAAGGCGCAGCCACGCUGGAGGUGCUGCAGUGAAUCUUGCCCUUGUCACACCAGAAAAAGCCAUUAAACUGGCAGCUAAUGACUUCUUUCGUCACCAUCUUUCCAGGGAUGGGAAGGGGUUGUCAGUGUUUAAAGAAAUGGUUGCAGGUUGUGGUGCAGGCAUGUGCCAAGUCAUCAUUACCACUCCUAUGGAGAUGCUAAAAAUUCAACUACAAGAUGCUGGAAGACUAUCUGCUCAGCAGAGAAUGCCUGGUAUUUUGGCGUCCAAUAAGCUGGUUCAGACAAAUGCUGUUCUAAGCCGGUCCUAUAAUGUGGUGCCAAGUACUGCUGCCCAAACUGUGUCUGCAACACAAAUUGCCAAAAAGCUGCUACAUACAGAGGGCAUCCAAGGUCUAUACAAAGGGCUAGGAGCAACACUCAUGAGAGAUGUGCCCUUCUCUAUUGUCUACUUCCCGCUUUUUGCUAACAUUAACCGUUUGGGUAAGCGUUCUGAAGAUGAUGUGGCACCAUUCUAUUGGUCGUUCAUGGCUGGCUGUGUAGCUGGUUCAACAGCUGCAGUGGCAGUUAACCCAUGUGAUGUGGUAAAAACAAGGCUUCAGUCCUUGAACAAAGGUGCUAAUGAAGAGACCUAUAAUGGAGUACUUGACUGUGUGAGCAAGAUCAUGAAAAAGGAAGGACCAUCUGCUUUCCUAAAGGGGUCAGGCUGCAGGGUGCUUGUCAUUGCACCUCUUUUUGGCAUUGCUCAAGUUAUGUAUUCUGUUGGAGUUGGUGAAUUCAUUCUGGGCCAGAGAGAAUUUAACUUCCUGUCUCCUUAAGCAAGUCUUUUACACUGCUUCAAAUUAACCAGUGCUAAGGACAUGAGAAACACACAAUCACAUAUAACAGUUAGAGGUGAAUGACAGCAAGUCUGUUUCUUGAGCUAUUUUCCAGCCUUACUGCACUUCCUGUUUGAUAUGCUAAUUCAAGCAGCUGUGGCCAACAAUUUGCACUUGUUGGGGGUGUGUGUGAGAGAGAAAGACAUUGUGCCCCACAUGCCACACUGCAAGUGGUUCCCCUCAGUGAGGGAGGAUGGUGUCACUAUGGAGGCACUAUCUUUAAAAUUAACUUCAUUUUUUAUGUAGUAUCUGGUUUGUCAGUCAAGUAUUUGUGUUUUCAUGAAUUAUUUAAUAUUGUACUGGUGAAAAUCACUUUGUUUAUUGGUAAAUAUUUCAGAUGGUAGCUGUAACAGUUUCCUUAAUGUUUCUGAACUACAUGAGGUUUUGGGCACAAAGGGAGUAAGUGACACCAGGGGGGGAGGAAUAUUUACUUUGUGGAGCAGUUUAUUCAAAACGUGUAUUGUUUGACAAAAUGUGUUUUGGAUAAAGCAUGUUAUGAUUAAGGUAGUGGUGUCAACUGCCUAAUACAAUUAACAGUAACCAAAAAACCCACAACAUUCUAAUAUUUUCCCUUACUCCUCAUCACUGAGAUGAUUUUAUUUUAUAGUGGUGGGUUCCAUUAUUAUGCACUGCACACUUUGAUAGUAUUGCUUAUUUUACCAUAAGAAUGAUAAAUAUUGACAUCACUUUUGGUGGCGCAAAAAAAAAAAAAAAGUCCACAAAAAUCGGAUUAAUGUGGAAAUGCAGCUUCCCUGCAUAAAACUGAUUGCCAACCAAAUACAAUUGUAACUGUAUUAAGCAAAACAGAUUUGUAUAAUGUUGAUAUUCCUGAAAUGUGAAGGCCAUAAAGUCCCUGUGUCGUUUGUGAGAGAUGGCAAGACAUGUUUAGUGUAAAUUGCAUCUAGCUUUAUUAAAAUCUAACAUGUAUAUUUAAUGUUAAAUAUCAUGACACUUUUUAAUCAGUUGUUACUAAUCAGCAUAAAUGGUCUUUCACUCAGUAACAAAUUUAAGACUCCUAUCAUUUGCUAAUUAAUUUUGUACUGUGAUAUUUGUAAAACACUUCAAAAUAAAGUACAAAAGUUUC